AUGUGGUACACCUUCACAGCCAUCAGCUGGCAGCAAGUUGAGGGGGUUGUUCCCGGUGUUUCAGAAACACCAAAAGAUGGAGAUCUGAUUGAGAUUUUUUUCCUUGGCUUUCAACACUGGGCCGUGUGCGUGGGACAUGGCUAUGUGGUUCAUGUGGUUCCUUCAGGUCAAUUUGCAGGAGCUGGUGUUUCAGGUCUCAAGUGUGCCUUUGCUAAAACAGCCAUGGUGAAGAAGGAACUGCUGUCUGAGGUGGCUGGGAAGCACAGGUACCGGGUCAAUAACAAGCACGAUGACAAGUACAAGCCACGGCCUCCCAACACGAUUGUCCAGCUGGCCAUGGAGAAAGUGGGAAAGGAGGUGCCUUACUCACUGAUCUUCAAAAACUGCGAACACUUUGUGAACGAGCUACGCUAUGGGGUCUCCCGCAGCGACCAGGUGUUCCAGGAUGCUUUGCUGGCAUCUGGGGUCUGGGGAGAAGUCUCCAGAUCCAUAUGGAUGUUAAGGUAUUAUAAAGCUUCCGGGUUUAAAGAUAAUGCGUUAUUAGGAAAUUAG
Ochotona curzoniae (black-lipped pika) is the source of this 552-nucleotide messenger RNA. Its product is annotated as phospholipase A and acyltransferase 2-like. Gene Ontology annotation, molecular function: A2-type glycerophospholipase activity; glycerophospholipid phospholipase A1 activity. The record is from RefSeq and is a predicted model, not a curated record. Bases 1 to 552 code for a protein of 183 amino acids. Gene Ontology annotation, cellular component: cytoplasm. Lineage: Eukaryota; Metazoa; Chordata; Mammalia; Lagomorpha; Ochotonidae. The transcript is spliced from 5 exons. Gene Ontology annotation, biological process: N-acylphosphatidylethanolamine metabolic process.